Molecule: messenger RNA, 3275 nt
Organism: Blastomyces gilchristii SLH14081
Lineage: Eukaryota; Fungi; Ascomycota; Eurotiomycetes; Onygenales; Ajellomycetaceae
Product: flotillin
Exons: 7
Coding region: 1132-2571 (479 amino acids)
Biological process (GO): protein localization to plasma membrane
Cellular component (GO): plasma membrane
Source: RefSeq, a predicted model, not a curated record
GGGAGGCGGAGUCAAUUCAGCCCCAUGCUGACCCUAGACUACUUCGGGUUUAGUCUCCGCCCUUUACAGACUUCCAGACGUCACGGGAUUCUCCUCCUGCCAAGCCCUGGGGGCUCCGCCUCACUCCCCUCGGGUUCGGCAACGACUUGCCCUCUUGUCCGCCCAAUUACUCAUGGCAAAUUAGCGAAAUAAUCCAGCAUACUACUAGUUAGGGGAACCAACCAAAACAGCUCCGCGGCUUCAGAAAACACGACAUAUUGCCGUUUUGGGCCCAGUGGCUUUCAUGUGGAUUAAUCGGCUCGCCUUUCCAGAAGCAUCAGAGCAAGCCUGACUCAAACAAUCACUGAUUGGGGGUCAUAUUGAGGGGAUUUCAUCUUCACACAUUGAUUGCUAGCUGCAUUGCUUGCCCUUAUACGGAGUAUUAGCCUCUCAACUGAGUCCCCUGAGGGACUGGUGAUUGUGCCCCCAGUGGCUGAUAUUGUGUGCCAGGGAACUUUGACGGGCAUCACUCGUGGUGAAAGUUCAAAGGUGUUCAUGACAUCUUGCGGAACUCAGCCUUAGCAUAAAAGGGGUGGAUAGUGCGCUAUGAUAAUACAUUAGGUUGUAUCGAUUCUUCGUGAUCCAUGGAUCUAUUGAACUCAUUUCGAGAUAUCUCAACUCUGAUGCGGCUUAAAAUCUGCCUCGAUGUAUCCAACCAAAACCCUUGCUUGGCCGCGGUGUCGAGAUCCCCACCAGAGUUUGACUAACGCGGUGCUAGUGAGUGCAGUGCAUGUUGCAUGUUGCUGCGGGACUUCCCUGAUUGGUCAAUUGUGAUGCUCCGCUCCUGAGUCCUGCCGUAGUCAACCCCGUGGGGACAAGGCUGGUGCUGCCGAGCUCCUCAAGGUUCCGUUCUCAAUCUGGAUGCAGAGAAGGCUGAUCUUCCUUCAAUGUCGUUAUGAUAACUAUGACCUUCAUAGUGAAGAGCUUCUCGUAUUUGCUAUAUAUAUCAGCCUGGCCCCCGUUUCGAAUGCUGCAUUCUAUUUGAAUUACACCUACUUCACUUUAUCCUGAUUUUGAUACUGGCAUCCCGAGCUCCAUGCUAUUUGAUAGUACAAUAUCCAUCGAGUGAUAAAGAAUAUUCCAAGAUUGACAAUGUGGUACCACGUCUCAGAGCCGAACGAGUAUCUCGUUCUCACGGGAGGCGGCAUUAGUGAUGUGGUUAUUAAGAAAACGGCGUUUGUGAUGCCAUGGCACAAAUGCACCCGGAUUUCAAUUUCUCCAUUCGAUUUCUCCAUGAAUCUCCAGGCUAUGACAAUCGAAAAGCUUCAGUUUGCCCUCCCAGCCGUCUUCACAAUCGGCCCUGAUAAUAAUAUUGAGGCUCUCAAGAAGUAUGCUCUUCUCCUAUCAGGAGAAGCUGAUGGGGUAAAAGCCACCAAAACGGCCACCAGAGGGAACCAUGUUCAAGAUAUCGUCAAGGGCAUCAUCGAGGGCGAGACUCGCGUGAUUGUCUCUGGGAUGACAAUGGAGGAAAUUUUCAAAGAGCGACACGUCUUCAAGCAGCAUGUCAUUGAAAAUGUCCAAAACGAGCUGGAUCAAUUUGGUCUCAGGAUCUACAACGCCAACGUUAAAGAACUUCAAGAUACUCCUGGAAGUGAAUAUUUCACCUUGCUUAGCCGAAAAGCGCACGAAGGUGCACUGAAUCAAGCCAAAAUCGACGUCGCAGAGGCUCGAAUGAGAGGUGAAAUUGGUGAAGCCGAAAAACGAGGCAAAACAAAGCAAGAAAUAUCCAAAAUCGACGCAGAAACCGCAGUUCUAGAAACCAAACGUCGAAGCGAGAAGGCACAGGCAGAUGCUCAGCUUACAAAUCGGCAAACGGAGCUGGACAUGGGCAUCCGGCUUGCGAAGAUAUCCGCCCAACGUCAAGCGGAAAUGAAGGAUGCCGAAUUGCAGAAGCAGGUCGAAACCAAACGUGCAGAAACGGAAUUGGAACGACUCCGGGCACUCGAUGUUACUAAGAGCAAGAUCGCAAGGGAGGCGGCUGAACAAAACGCUGACGCAGACCUCUACACUAAAAUGAAAGACUCCGACGCUGUUAUGUAUAAACAGAAAAUGGACGCUGAUGCACACUACUACCGCACCUCCAAGCACGCAGAAGCCGCCUUUUUAGCGAAGACAAAAGAGGCCGAAGCUGCAUUUAUUGCGAAGAAAAGGGAAGCUGAAGGUAUUGCUGAGAUGGCAAAGGCUUACGGUGCUAUGGCGGAAGUAUUUGGCGGACCACAGGGCUUCUUGCAGUAUCUCAUGAUCCAGAACAACACCUAUGAAGCACUUGCCAGAGCGAAUGGAGAAGCUAUCAAGGGCCUUGAACCCAAGAUUACAGUCUGGAACACCGGUUCUUCUGGAGAUUCAUCUCAGGAUUCAACGGCUCCAAUCCGGAACCUCAUGCAAAGUCUUCCACCCCUUUUCUCAACUAUUCAUGAGCAAACUGGGAUCUCUCCCCCAACGUGGAUGGCACAGCUUCCACACCAGAAUCAACAAAACUCUACCGUACAUGCCGAUGAGAUUAAGGCUAAGCUUAGAGCUAACGCUUCAUAGCCAUGCUGAAUCAAUAAGCGGAAACUCCGUGGUUUGACCUUUGAGUAUGAAUCACGGCGUGGCAGUUGUUACAUGUAACCCCCUACCGCUCGACCAUCCUUUUCUUCUUCAUUAUUUCUUUUUCUCACUAUACCAUACAUUUCUUCCUCGCCAGGGUCCUACUUUACUCUCUUUUCUUUCAGCACUACUUGUUACGUGUUGUCCGCAGAUUACCUGCUUCCUAUCAUACCAGGGCAAGGCCACUACUAAGUUCGUUUCCUUACGUUCAUUCAUCUUUUUCUUUUUUCCCCUCUCUUCUCUUUUGUUUUUCCUUCGUUUUCUUUCAUGUAUCUCCUUACAAUACCCCUUAUUGGCGUUUAUAUGCAAACUACAAGUUUCCGCAUUUGUCUUACGUUAUAUGAAUAUCAAAAAUUGAUGCAAACCAGCCUAAUAACAAUAACAAUAAUGAUUGAUUUAUAUUUACUUAGCUCGCUAGGUGUUGUUAUUAAUCUGCUGCCAGCAGUCGCUUGCCUUGGACGGGAUGAAAUAUACGGAAUACUCAUUAUUUGAGAGAAUUAGGGCUGACAAAUAACCAGAGGGUGAAACGAAUGGGAUAUUCGCUUUCACAAUUACAAACCCUUGAUUGGUACUGGGAAACAUUGAAUAUCACUGCUGAAAGUAAACAAACCAAAGCUGUACAAAUAAAUAUAAGCUUAAUAAUCUCU